This is a messenger RNA of Mugil cephalus (flathead mullet), 3603 nucleotides long. Its product is annotated as tricarboxylate transport protein B, mitochondrial. The record is from RefSeq and is a predicted model, not a curated record. Gene Ontology annotation, biological process: mitochondrial citrate transmembrane transport. The transcript is spliced from 9 exons. The coding region runs from base 732 to 1685 and encodes 317 amino acids. NCBI's taxonomy places the organism in Eukaryota, Metazoa, Chordata, Actinopteri, Mugiliformes, Mugilidae.
AUUUUACUAACCGAGCUGACAGGACCUGAUUGAUGGUUUCUAUCUCUGUGAGAGCUGCAGCGUCUUUGUUUGGAGAGGGUGUGGCUUGGACCCUUUACUAGGUGGUGCUGGAAAAACCCAAAAUGUUUAGCCACUUAAUAACAGGGGAAUACGAUGUUAUUCUUCCUCGAUGAGCUGUAUUCAAAUGGAAAUAUAAAGAGACGAGAGAGGCUGCGCCCCGCCCUUUUCUGUUGGGGGGGAAAGAGUGGCCGGUUUCUCUCGCCCUCUCCGCCCAUAUAGACACACAGUUUGACACCCACUGACCCCAGUCAUCCGACAGACUCGGUGGAUGCUUGAGUUCACUCGCUUCACGGAGAAAGCACAAAGUUCCUCUUCUUCGCAGCAGGACUCGAAGCAAAAUCUUUAUCCGCCCUUUUUUUCGCUUCCGGUUUGCCAUGCGCUCUUACGCACUACCGUCGCGAGACAGCGUUGCCAUGGUUAUAAAUAACAUAUAUUGGAUAUAGACGAUCCCAACUUCCUCGACAGUCCUAGUGUCCGCCCACUGUCAAACAGAGAUCCGCCUGAGUCUCCGGACGCAACAGAGAACACCUGCAUCCCGGAAAGCGCGCCGUCCAUGUGUUGCGCACUCCACCCUUCUUGGACAAAAAAAACAAAACAACAACCACAAGCUGCAUUGAUAAAAUAAAUCACAGUAGAUUUAAAGCUUUGCUACUGUUUAUUUUAGUGAAACUAUGCAGGAUAAAGGCACAUUUGUCAGCCCUUUCUCCAGACCACGGUGUCUGGCGGCAGCGGCGCCGGCUGGGAAAGCGAAAUUAACUCACCCUGGAAAGGCGAUUUUGGCAGGUGGAAUUGCAGGCGGCAUCGAGAUCUGCAUCACGUUUCCCACAGAGUACGUCAAGACCCAGCUACAGCUCGAUGAGAAGGCCAAUCCACCAAAAUACAGAGGAAUAGGUGACUGUGUGAAGCAGACGAUGCAGAGUCACGGAGUCAAAGGGCUGUACAGAGGCCUCAGCUCACUGCUGUAUGGAUCCAUACCCAAAUCUGCAGUCAGGUUCGGCAUGUUUGAGUUCCUCAGUAACCGUGCCAAGGAUGAGUCUGGUCGUCUGGACAGCACCAGAGGGCUGCUGUGUGGGCUCGGAGCUGGGGUCAUGGAGGCUGUGUUGGUGGUCUGUCCCAUGGAAACUGUCAAGGUAAAAUUCAUUCAUGACCAGACAUCAGCCAACCCGAAAUACAAGGGCUUCUUCCACGGAGUCAGAGAGAUCGUCAGGGAGAAAGGAUUGAGGGGGACGUAUCAAGGUCUGACCGCGACGGUCCUCAAACAAGGCUCCAAUCAGGCUAUUCGCUUCUUUGUUAUGACCUCUCUCAAGAACUGGUACAAAGGUGAUAACCCCAACAAAGCUAUUAAUCCCUUGGUGACGGGAGCCUUCGGAGCCAUAGCGGGAGCAGCCAGUGUUUUUGGAAACACUCCACUAGAUGUCAUCAAGACGAGAAUGCAGGGUCUGGAAGCUCAUAAAUAUAAAAGCACGCUGGACUGUGCUGUGAAGAUCCUGAGAUAUGAAGGCUUGGCAGCUUUCUAUAAAGGGACAGUUCCUCGACUGGGCCGUGUCUGUCUGGACGUGGCCAUAGUUUUCAUCAUCUAUGAGGAGGUGGUGAAGGUCCUGAAUGUAGUCUGGAAAACAGACUGACCUGCUGGACGUACGGGGCAAAGAAGGUGGCUUCCAACACAGAUCUGAGUUCUGCAGACCUCUCCUCUGUGUCAUACAACCAGUUGCAGAGGGUGUUUGUGUGACAGAGAGCUGAACUUAGAUCUAGUCACUAGAUCUAAGUUCCUGGUCAGCACAUGACACUAGAUUCUAGUGUCAUGUGCUGACCAGGAAGUCAAAAAAGCUCACAAAGGAAAGAAAGAAAGAAAGAGAAGGCCUGAAAAGAAGCUGAGCUCCAGCUGCUUCUGCACAGCUGUGAUGUAAGCGAAGCUCUGAUGGUCAGCAUCGAGACUCCUAACAAGAUCAGGGGUUUGAGGGUUUUUUACAAAGUAGGACAACUGUGUUGACCAGAUAACUGUGGACAAAAUAUGCUUCAUCCUAGUGAUGCGUCACUAGUUUCUAAAUGUGAAAGAAAACACGUACACUACAGCCGCGGCUUAUCCGAGGUAUCUUGUUCACUUUCUUCUACUUUGGAAAACACCCUCCUUCAGUGAUUAUUUGCAGUCACCCACAGCUGUUUUACUGAUGUUUACUGCAAGUAAACAGGUGUCCUUCUGUUUUUUCCUGCGUUGCUCUCUGUCUCUUCUUGUGCCUAAAAUGGUCAUAAGUCCAGAGGAGCCAGACUGCAGCUGGUCACAGUUUACAGUCACAUAAACUGUAGCACCUUCCAUAGCCAGGCCUUUAAUAGAAUGAUUUUACCUUUAGAAUAUAUUCCAGUUAUUUUUUUAUAAAGCAUAGAUAAUAUUUUAGUUUUUUUGCCAGCAUUAUAUUGCUAGAUGAUAUGCUAUAUUUCCUGUGCCAAAUGCCACAUCUAUUACACUAUGAUCUUAACAAGAGAAGAGCAGAUUUUAUGAUUCCUACUGUGAUUUAACUUAAUAACGUAUUUAUUGAAAGUGGAAUGUUAAAUAGGUAAUUGAGACUAUUUGCUGUUAAUCCGUGUCACUUGUGUCAUUUUUUUUUUCUUUCAAAGGUCUUUUUUGGAGAUGUUAUGAACUUAUGUAAUUGCUGUUUUUCACUGUGAGUCUAAAUGACACGGAGUCGUUUAGUCGAAGUAACCUCAGACCUCUUCUUCCGUCUCAGUGAAGGCACCGCUGUUCAUCAGGUCAUAUCCUAACACCACCCUACUCUCUUCAGAAGCAGUUUAGUUUUAUCCUUUAUGCACCCCUUUUUAUUACACUAAUGUUUCAAAUGGUUCACGGAGUAAAUCUGAGGUGUCACGAGAUACUUAAUUGGAGAUGAAGAAAGAAAAAAACACAAUCACGUUGCACAUUUAAGUUAAUUUUUCACUAUAUCACUCUUGGGUGGGAUAUCAUUUUUAAGUAUUUCACCUGUGGGGAGGUAUUGCAGUCUUGUGCAUUGCUUCAUUUGCUCAAAUAGGGUUGGGAAUCAAAAUGGGUUCAGAUGAGUUUUCCACUGUUGUUCUGUUUCUGUGCCAUGUUUCAUUCAGGGUUUUACUUCUCACUCACGUGCCUUCUACUCUUGUGUGCUUAAAUACUUAUUGACGAGUAUCUUCAUCCAUCAUCGCACAUUUUAACCUCCUAAUAAUGUUGUUUUUAAGAGAAAUGCUAGCCCCCCCUUUGAAAAUAAUCUCUAAGUAUUAAAGUAAUGAAUGUAUUACAGUGAUGAUGGAUUUUGAUUCUAUGUUUAUGAAAUAAUGUUCUAUUUUUCUGUUCGACCAGUCAAGUCUCUUGUUGUGCUCUCUACUGCCAAAUACCCAAGAGAACGUUUUAUCGUCAUUGUAAAUCAGUGUACGUGUGGGUGUAUGUGCGUAGGCUAUGUGGGUUAUUACGAAGCUUGUGCAAUAAGUGCUGUCCCCUCCUUUUGUGUGUGCUUAAUGUAAAGUCCUUUGUUGUGGAGGGUGGGGGGUUCAAAACUCAUUAAAAGAGCCAUCUAAAAGCUG